This is a messenger RNA of Rangifer tarandus platyrhynchus (Svalbard reindeer), 3066 nucleotides long. The record is from the annotation of a GenBank genome assembly. NCBI's taxonomy places the organism in Eukaryota, Metazoa, Chordata, Mammalia, Artiodactyla, Cervidae.
AUGGGGAAGAAGUCCCGGGCGGUACCCGGCCGAAGGCCCAUCCUGCAGCUCUCUCCGCCAGGUCCCCGGAGCAGCACGCCGAGCAGGGACCCAGAGCCGGAACCCGACGCCGAACCGGACUCGACGGCGGCAGCGGCGGCGUCCAGCCAGCCGGCCCCGGCAGCGGUGUCGACGACAACCGCGGUGACUGCCGCCGCGGCGGCCUCGGAGGACUCGCCCUCAGAAGAUCCCGAUGAACAGGAGGUGGUGGUGGAGGUUCCCAGAGUUGUUCAGAAUCCUCCCAAACCAGUCAUGACCACCAGGCCCACUGCUGUUAAAGCAACAGGAGGUCUGUGCUUGCUUGGUGCAUAUGCUGACAGUGAUGAUGAAGAGAAUGAUAUUUCAGAAAAACCAGCACAGUCUAAGGAAGCAAAUGGAAACCAGUCAACCGAUAUUGAUAGUACAUUGGCCAACUUCCUAGCGGAAAUUGAUGCAAUAACAGCGCCUCAGCCCGCGGCUCCUGGAGCAGCGUCUGCUCCGCCCCCAACUCCACCCCGGCCAGAGCCGAAGGAAUCGUCACCGGCCCUUUCUUCCGCUACACCUAAUGGGACGGACUCAACCCAGACGGCAGGGUGGCAGUAUGAUACCCAGUGUUCACUGGCAGGAGUUGGAAUUGAGAUGGGAGAUUGGCAGGAGGUCUGGGAUGAGAACACAGGAUGCUAUUAUUAUUGGAACACACAAACAAAUGAAGUGACUUGGGAAUUACCCCAGUAUCUUGCCACUCAGGUACAAGGAUUACAACAUUACCAGCCCAGUUCUGUAACAGGUGCUGAAGCUAGUUUUGUGGUAAAUACUGACAUGUAUGCUAAGGAGAAGAAUGCUUCUGUUUCCAGUAGUAAAAGUGGACCAGUCAUAGCCAAGCGAGAAGUUAAAAAGGAAGUAAAUGAAGGAAUUCAGGCUCUCUCAAAUAAUGAGGAGGAAAAGAAAGGGGUGGCAGCAUCACUGCUUGCUCCUCUGCUGCCUGAGGGAAUAAAAGAGGAGGAAGAGAGAUGGAGAAGAAAGGUAAUUUGUAAAGAAGCAGAGCCAGUUUCAGAAGAGAAAGAAGCAAGUGCAGAAGCAGCAGCAGCAGCGAAGCCACAGGAAGUCCUGCUGGACAGUGUGGAAGACCCUGCUCAGGAGGAUCUUUGCAGUGUUGUUCAGUCGGGAGAAAGUGAGGAGGAAGAAGAACAAGAUACCCUUGAGCUGGAGCUGGUUUUGGAAAGGAAAAAAGCAGAAUUGCGAGCCUUGGAAGAAGGAGAUGGUAGUGUGUCAGGGUCUAGUCCAUGUUCUGACAUAAGCCAGCCGGCAUCUCAAGAUGGAAUGCGUAGACUUAUGUCUAAAAGAGGAAAAUGGAAGAUGUUUGUUCGUGCAACCAGUCCAGAGUCUACCAGCCGGAGUUCUAGCAAAACUGGACGAGAGACUCCAGAAAAUGGAGAAACUGCAGUUGGUGUUGAAAAUUCAGAAAAAAUAGAUGAAAACUCAGACAAAGAGAUGGAAGCAGAAGAAUCUCCAGAAAAAUUAAAAGUACAGACAGUACCUAAAGUAGAAGAAGAACAGGACUUGAAAUUUCAGAUUGGAGAACUGGCAAAUACCCUGACAAGUAAAUUUGAGUUUUUAGGCAUUAGUAGACAGUCCAUCUCCAACUUUCAUGUGCUGCUUUUACAAACUGAGACUCGGAUUGCUGACUGGCGGGAAGGGGCUCUUAAUGGAAACUACCUUAAACGAAAACUUCAGGAUGCCGCAGAACAGCUAAAACAAUAUGAAAUAAACGCCACUCCUAAAGGCUGGUCCUGCCACUGGGACAGGGAUCAUAGACGAUAUUUCUAUGUAAACGAACAGUCGGGCGAGUCUCAGUGGGAGUUCCCAGAUGGUGAGGAGGAAGAGGAAGAAAGCCAAGCCCAAGAAAGUAGAGACGAGACUCUUCCUAAGCAGAGCUUGAAAGACAAAACUGGCACUGAUUCAAAUUCUGCAGAAUCUUCUGAGAAUUCCACAGGUUCUCUUUGUAAAGAGUCCUUUUCGGGCCAAGUAUCUUCUUCAUCACUCAUGCCACUCACUCCGUUCUGGACUGUCCUUCAGUCAAAUGUGCCUGUGCUGCAGCCUCCGUUACCUCUGGAGAUGCCGCCCCCUCCGCCGCCACCCCCCGAGUCCCCUCCUCCCCCCCCUCCUCCCCCUCCUCCGCCCGUGGAAGAUGGUGAGAUCCAGGAGGUGGAGAUGGAAGACGAGGGGAGUGAGGAGCCGCCUGCUCCAGGCACGGAGGAGGACACUCCACUGAAACCCGCGGCACAGGCCACAGUCAUCACCAGCCAGAGUUCAGCCGAUUCUACCAUCUCUAGCUCUCCUUGCACUAAAGCAGUAAAGAGGAAAGCCGCAGAGAUGAGCCCUGUUGUGGUUCAGCGGUCAGCCACCAUUGGUAGCUCUCCAGUCCUGUACAGCCAGCCAGCUGUGGCUGCAGGUCAACAGGCGGCAGGGGUUGGACACCAGACUGCAGGAGCUGGACACCAAGCAAUAGCAGUUAGCCAUCCAGCAACAGGAAUGGGCCAUCAGGCCAGAGGAGUGAACCUGCAGUCAAAUUACCUAGGCCUGGCAUCGGCUUCUGCACUGAUGGGCUAUGCUGAAUGUUCUGUGCCGAUGGCAGUGACCGCUCCCGCAUUGCAGCCGGUCCAGGCCCGAGCUGCUGUGCCCACCACUGCCCUUAUCGAACCACCUCCCCCUCCUCCUCCACCUCCUCCUCCACCUCCACCUCCACCAGCUCCCAAAAUGCCACCACCGGAGAAGACGAAGAAAGGAAAGAAAGAUAAGGCAAAGAAAAGUAAAACCAAAAUGCCAUCUCUGGUAAAGAAGUGGCAGAGUAUCCAGCGUGAGUUAGAUGAGGAGGAAAACUCUAGUUCCAGCGAAGAGGACCGAGAAUCCACCGCACAGAAGCGCAUUGAAGAGUGGAAACAGCAGCAGCUGGUCAGUGGCAUGGCAGAGAGAAAUGCUAAUUUUGAAGCUCUUCCUGAAGAUUGGCGAGCAAGACUGAAGAGACGAAAAAUGGCUCCAAACACAUAG